Oryza sativa Japonica Group (Japanese rice) is the source of this 702-nucleotide messenger RNA. NCBI's taxonomy places the organism in Eukaryota, Viridiplantae, Streptophyta, Magnoliopsida, Poales, Poaceae. The record is from RefSeq and is a predicted model, not a curated record.
AUGUCUGCUUGGGCCGACCUUUACACCGGUGCCGAAAACGAAGGGAAAAACGUCAAGUUCGGCUGCUCCACCACGACGGCCGGCUCGUUCCCGGCCGACGGGCUGGUCGGGCUCAGCGGCGACGCGGUCUCCCUCGUGACGCAGCUCGGCGGCGAGGCGUCGCUCGGCCGGAGAUUCUCCUACUGCCUCGUCCCGCACUCCGUCAACACAUCGUCGGCGUUCAACUUCGGCACCCUCGCCAACGUCACCGAGCUCGGCGCAGCGAGCACGCCGCUCGUCGCCGGGGACGUGGACACGUACUACACCGUGGUCCUCGACUUCGUCAAGGUCGGCAACAAGACGGUGCAUCGGCGGAAGCAAACCGAACAAGCGAGUCCGGACUUGACGCUGGAGUUCGGCGGCGGCGGCGGCCGCGCGGCGGUGGCGCUGAAGCCGGAGAACGCGUCCGUGACGGUGCAGGAGGGGACGCUGUGCCUGGUAAUCGUGGCGACGACGAAGCAGCAGCCGGUGUCCAUCCUCGGGAACCUGGCGCAGCAGAACAUCCACGUCGGCUACGACCUCGACGCCGGCACGGUCACCUUCGCCACCGCCGACUGCGCGGGGAGCGGCCGGCCGACGGAGCAGACGAGCGGCGGGCAGGGCUUUCUGUGGUGGAAACACAAGAGUCAUCAUGCAGCUAGAGAUAAGCAACUGAAGAAGUGA